This is a messenger RNA of Entrophospora candida, 225 nucleotides long. Lineage: Eukaryota; Fungi; Glomeromycota; Glomeromycetes; Entrophosporales; Entrophosporaceae. The record is from the annotation of a GenBank genome assembly.
AUCAAAAGAGUGAAGUAAUUGAAUUAUAUGCAAAAUUAUCAGAAAUAUAUCCACCAGGACAUAAAUUUAGUAAACAUGAAAUUGAAGCUUGGUGCUCAAUGUUGAGAUCAACUAAUUGUAAAAAUAUAACACCUUUCCCAAGAAAAGAAUCAUAUUUUGAAUUUUGGGCUAGAGCUGAAGAUGAAUCCAAAAAUAAAGAAACAUUCAGAUAUUUAUAUGAAAAUG